AUAGAGACGAAUAGAGCAGAGAGAGAGAAACAGCAGCGGGAGGGUAGAGAGAGAAAGAGAGAGAGGAAAGAAAGGGGUAAAUUUUGCGAUAGUAGGAGUGGAGUGGCAAAUUGGUAAAUUAAUGAGUGAGAGAGGGGGGGCAGCAGCACCGCCAGCGGGGCUGGUGGUGACGGAGCAGCAAAUAGCGGAGGCGCUGGAGGCUCUCCUCCGCGACACCAACGCCUUCACCUCCUUAAACGGCGUCGUUCAGCAGCUCGAGUCGAAAUUGGGUGUUAACUUAAGCCACAGAGUCGACUUCAUUCGCAGCCAGAUCCAGCAUUUCCUCCGCCUCCAGGCCCAGCACCAGAAUUUCAUGUCCCACCACCAUCACCAGGGAAAUUUUGCCCUCAAUCAAACCCCCAAUUUUCACCCCGUUCCUUCGCCACAUCUGCCUCCGAAUUUCACUGCACAUCAUACAGCAGAGGGUUACAGCUUCCACCCGCCGCCACCAUCCCAGCCACAGUUGUCGCAGCCACCGCCGGCGCCGCCGGUCGCAGUGAAGAACCCUAGUGUCACCACCGCCAGUGUUUCUGCGAAAGAGAGUGUUCCAACUGCGAAGAAAAGAAGAGGUGGCCCUGGAGGCCUAAACAAAUUGUGUGGUGUUUCUCCCGAGCUUCAAACCAUCGUGGGCCAGCCCACCUUGCCAAGGACUGAGAUUGUGAAGCAAUUGUGGGCUUAUAUAAGGAAAAACAACCUUCAAGAUCCGAACAAUAAAAGGAAGAUAAUUUGCAAUGAUGAGCUCCGCUUGGUAUUUGAGACGGACUGUACUGAUAUGUUCAAGAUGAAUAAAUUGCUAGCUAAACAUAUACUCCCGCUUGAGCCUACAAAGCAGACAGCUGAAAAUGCUAAGAGACUGAAGGUCGCUGCGGUGAAGGUCGAUGUUGCGGGAUCUGAUAGUAAAGGUGAUGACCCUGUUCCAAUUGUGUUAAUAUCUGAAGCACUUGCCAGUUUUUUUGGAACUGAGGAGCGGGAGAUGUCACAAGCAGAAGUAUUAAGGCAGAUGUGGGAGUACAUAAAGGUUAAUCAACUUGAGGAUCCUUUGAACCCAGCAGCCAUAGUCUGUGAUGCUAAAUUACAAGAGCUUCUUGGGUGUGAAAGCAUUUCAGCAUUAGGGAUACCCGAGAUGUUGGCACGGCGUCAUUUAUAUAAGAAAUCGUGAUAGCACACUGACUGGUAAGGAAAGAUAUAUGAUGUUAAUGCUAACUUAUUUGUGUUCUGAUGCCAUGUCGAGUGCUUCCUGAAAAGAAGGUUCAAGUGGCUUCUACUUUCAAGUGUUUAGGUUUACGGCUGUUGCUAGCACUGGAAACUCAAGUUUAAUUGUGGGCUAGGUAUAAUCCAAGGUUUUUCAUUCUUUAGUGUGGAAACAUCUAUCUAUUGCAUUUCCAGGUGCUGUAAAUAUCCUGACCGUAGGACAACAGAUGUAAAAGAAGAUUAUACGCUGCUAUGCCGGUUCUGUAAAAUGAAUGAUUAUCGACCUUAGGUCAGUGUAUCCACAAAACAGCAUGUUAUCCAUGCUGAUGUGCUGCUUUAUUGCUGUA
This is a messenger RNA of Sesamum indicum (sesame), 1577 nucleotides long. RefSeq lists its product as uncharacterized. Lineage: Eukaryota; Viridiplantae; Streptophyta; Magnoliopsida; Lamiales; Pedaliaceae. The record is from RefSeq and is a predicted model, not a curated record.